CCCCGCCCCCUAGUAGCAGGUGUCUGCACAGAGCAGGAAGUAAGGGUGACUGUCGUGCCUGACUGCCAAUUUCACAGACUUGUGAUCGCCUAUCAACGACACUCUCCCAUCCCCGCUCGUCUUCCAACCACCAGGCCGCCUGCACCUUUUCAUUAGGCACAUUCUCUGGUAGUUUAUAGGACACCCUUUAACCCCUUAAUCUCGCCUGUUGAUUUCCCCUUCCAUCACUAUGUCCCCAAAGGCUUGUCUUUAAGGGACUAAAACAUUCUCCAGGAAUCUGCCUCUCAUCCCAGAGCAGCGGAAAGACUAAGAAGCCCACCUGGAUCUCAAGAAUCCCAAAAAUGGACCUCAGCUACUUGGACCGGCUUCAGGACUCCAUCCCCCCGGAGGGGUGCAGCCAAGAUGCCGCCAGCCAUGAAGUCGAGCUGAACUUUUCCGACCUGUUUGACUAUGAUACUGUUUAUCCAGAUGCCGCAGAAGAAGACACGAAUCCUUCACAUAAAACCAUCAGCCCACCACCCGGAGUUGCGUAUUCUCAUGGCGAAUUAUUCAUCAAGUCAUACAGUAACCUGCCAUACCAUAGGGAUGCCAUGGGCACUUAUGAACAGACAGAUAGCGUAGGGUCAAAAUACUUCUUGGACCCUCUGAGGGCUGGUGGGGCUUCAGCUUUGAGUCCAAGGAUUGAGAUCACUCCAUCUCAUGAACUCAUUCAAUCAGGUGGUCGCAGCAGAGAAUCAGAUAUAUUUGUAGAGUUCCACACAAACUCAGACGCUACUAGUCCAAGGGUUACAUUGCCUGUCCCUGUGUUUGAGGGCUACAGAGAACCGCUUUGCUUGAGCCCUGUUAGCAGUAAUUCUUCCACCAGCUUCAUUUCAGAGACCAAUUUCUCUCCUUACACAUCACCAUGUGUCUCACCCAAUGGGCCUAGUGAUGACUUGUGUCCACAAUUUCAAAACAUCCAUACUCAUUAUUCUCCUAGAGCUUCUCCAAUAAUGUCACCACGAGAAAGAAUGACAGAGGACACCUUCCUGGGACCACAUUCUCCAUCACCUCGCCCCAGAUCACGGUCACCGUCCCCAGGCUCAAAAAGAAGGUCCCCUUCUCCACAGCCUUCACCACAGGUCCAUUUACGGGACGAUAGCUCAAGCCUGGGUUUUUCUCACUCUUCCUCUUCAACACUUAUGGAUGCCAUGAAUAGUCUUGCUGCAGAUCAUUCAUGUGGUGUGCCUCCGAAAAUAUGGAAAUCUAGUCCGGAACCCUCUCCACUGUCUUCCCAUAAGAACCUGCCCUGCCACAUUUAUCAGCCUGCGGAAUAUUUCAGCCCUUAUGAAAAGGAGGAGAGACCAAAUGCGGAUUCCGGAUCAAUCCUACUGAUGCCGCCUUCGUGGCCGAAGCAGCUGGUUCCCGCCAUGCCCUACUACAGUAUUCCCGUCACCUCACUUCCUCCUCUUGAGUGGCCCUUGUCCAAUCAGGUGGGGAUUUACGAACUACAAAUAGAAGUGCAGCCUAAGUCCCAUCAUCGUGCACACUACGAGACGGAGGGGAGUCGUGGAGCUGUAAAGUCACCUAAUGGGGGUCAUCCAGUGGUUCAGCUUAAUGGCUAUAUGGAAAAUAAGCCUUUGGCCCUUCAAAUCUUCAUUGGGACAGCAGAUGAUCGGAUUUUAAAGCCUCAUGCGUUCUAUCAAGUGCACCGCAUCACUGGAAAGACCGUGACCACCACCAGCUACGAGAAAAUUAUUGGCAACAGCAAAGUGCUGGAGAUGCCUCUGGAACCCAAGAACAAUAUGAGGGCAAUAACUGACUGUGCAGGGAUCCUGAAAUUAAAGAAUGCAGACAUCGAGCUGAGGAAAGGAGAGACUGACAUUGGGCGGAAGAACACAAGGGUGCGUUUAGUUUUCCGAGUCCACAUUCCAGAGGCAAAUGGUCGGAUUGUGUCCCUGCAAGUGGCUUCCAACCCUAUUGAAUGCUCCCAAAGAUCUGCUCAUGAGCUCCCCAUGGUGGAGAGGCAGGAUAUUCACAGUUGCCUGGUGUACGGUGGGCAACAGAUGAUUCUCAGUGGCCAGAACUUCACAGCCGAGUCCAAAGUUGUAUUCACAGAGAAGACUUCAGAUGGCCAACAGAUUUGGGAGAUGGAGGCUACAGUAGAUAAAGACAAGAGCCAACCGAGCAUGCUCUUCGUGGAAGUGCCAGAGUAUCGCAGCAAGCACAUCACCUCUCCUGUCAAAGUGAAUUUCUACGUCAUCAAUGGGAAAAGAAAACGUAGCCAGGCUCAGCACUUCACCUAUCACCCAGUGCCAUCUAUCAAAACAGAGCCACUUGAUGAGUACAAUCCCUCCAUUGUUGGAAACCACAUACACAGCGGCCUAGGGACAGUUUCACAGGGCUACUUUUCCCAGCAUUCUAUGGAUAACGAUGCACCUUCUUGUCUGGUGGCCAAUUUGGUGUCAUAUCAACAGGCAAGAGUAAGUCUUCCAUCCCCAGAAUCCCGGUAUCAUCAACAGAAUCCCUCGACUGUUAUGUACCAAAGAAGCAAAAGCUUGAGUCCAAGUCAACUAGGCUAUCAUCAACCACCACUAAUGGCCUCACAGAUUGCAAUGCCAGAUGCCAUUCCUGAUGCCCACAGAUCUGUUCUUGUCCAUGCUGGUUCUCCUGUCCAAUCUGUGCUCCACUCUUCUGCCAAUCCACAGCCAUCUCCUGUAAUUCACUAUUCUCCAACCAACCAUCAGGUGAGGCGUAGAAGUCACCAGGACUUCCAGCACAUAAUGUGCUCUGAUCAUUUCGCAACAAGUCCUACAAGAACCAGUCAGCCGCAGGUCAGCCAAGCACAGAGAAUGAGCCCAAAUCCCUUUCAGAGUGUGAUCCAGCAACAGUCGAACAGCCCAAGAGCUUCAAAGAAUGGUCCUCCGGUUCCAGAUGAAAAAGAGAUCGGCCCAGGUGAAGUGACGGUGAAACAGGAACAGAAUUUGGACCAGGCUUACCUAGAUGAUGAGCUGAUAGAUACAAACCUUAGCUGGAUACAAAACAUAAUAUGAGGCAGAGGGACAGUGAUCUAAGAUGCAAGAAAUGACAGUCCAAGUAAAUGAAAUAAUCAGGAAGGAGUUUUCGGACUUCCCUGGCAGGAAUCAAACCUAGAAGGACUUCAGCACCUUUCACUGAACGUUUCCUCUGUGACCUUUCUGGUUUCGUCGCUCGCCCCCCAACCACCUUCUGUUUCCUCUCUGGCUCUUACCACGACAAGAAACAAUAAAGUGGCGCGCAACUCGCUUUGGCGAAAUAUAGCAGCUCAGCACGUUGCUUCUGUACAUAUCAAAGGGACUAUCUCGUAAGACUAAUUGUUCUCUUAUAAUAAACACAUAAUGAGGGCGGAGAUAAGUAAAGAUAGCUAAUUAUGGAACCAUCAUCUAUCAACCAUCUUAUAAUAAUCACAUAACCAGGGUGGAGAUAAAUAAAGGUAGUUAUUUAUGGAACCAUCAUCUAUCAACCUAUGUAAAUGGGGAGAGGGGGAUCUGAAACAUCUACGGUUAUAACCAAUUGUAAAAGUCAAAUCAUAGGAAGUCAACGAUGUAACACAGGAUGCAGGCUCCAUAACGUGUAACUUUUAGUGAUGGGCGAAUACGUUCGGCUGGCGCGAAUUUGCGUCGAAUUUCCGUGUUUCUCCGCUGGCGAAUAAAUUCCCGAAUCUCCCGGUGUCGAUUUCUGAUUUCUGAUUUGGUGAAAACGUUCAAAUUGCUCGAUUUUUUUUUUAGUG
Xenopus laevis (African clawed frog) is the source of this 3748-nucleotide messenger RNA. RefSeq names its product nuclear factor of activated T cells 2 S homeolog (gene nfatc2.S). Gene Ontology annotation, molecular function: DNA-binding transcription factor activity, RNA polymerase II-specific; DNA binding; RNA polymerase II cis-regulatory region sequence-specific DNA binding. Bases 342 to 3032 code for a protein of 896 amino acids. The transcript has 11 exons. Gene Ontology annotation, cellular component: nucleus; cytoplasm; transcription regulator complex. Lineage: Eukaryota; Metazoa; Chordata; Amphibia; Anura; Pipidae. The record is from RefSeq and is a predicted model, not a curated record. Gene Ontology annotation, biological process: regulation of transcription by RNA polymerase II; regulation of DNA-templated transcription; calcineurin-NFAT signaling cascade.